AUGUUAAUACCGACUUGUCUUAUAAAGCUUUGUGAGUUGAUGCUAACAGUAGCAUGCCUGACUCUCCACCACUAUAGCUACGACCUAACGGACGUGCCGACACUGAUGCUGUGUUCUGGUACUUACGUCGGCUACGUAGUCGUGCUCUCCGGGGAGAUUGUCGGAGAGAUGUUGUUCGCGCCGCUGGAUCUCGUCCAAGACAUGUACUUUGGCAUGCUCGGGGUCGCCUUGUUCUCAGUGAGCGGAGGCCUCGUCUUAUCCGCCAGGUUAAAAAACUCUGUGUAUCCGAGGACUGGAGACACCAAUGCGGCAAUACUGGCGGCUUCCCUGGCCCUUCUAAACGCAGUUUUCAUGCUUUUCGAUCUAAGCCUGGCAUACUUGGACUCUGAGGAGUACGAUGAAGAAGCGAGCGUAUAA
This is a messenger RNA of Spodoptera exigua (beet armyworm), 417 nucleotides long. The record is from the annotation of a GenBank genome assembly. Lineage: Eukaryota; Metazoa; Arthropoda; Insecta; Lepidoptera; Noctuidae.